Molecule: messenger RNA, 1779 nt
Organism: Ustilaginoidea virens
Lineage: Eukaryota; Fungi; Ascomycota; Sordariomycetes; Hypocreales; Clavicipitaceae
Exons: 3
Coding region: 1-1779 (592 amino acids)
Biological process (GO): protein maturation
Molecular function (GO): threonine-type endopeptidase activity
Source: RefSeq, a predicted model, not a curated record
AUGGCUCGCAACCAAUACGGAGCGGAUGGUACGUUAGAUCGCAUGCUUCGUCUCAAUCACCGGCAAAGAGGAGUCCCGGCCAUCUUCAUCCAUGCGGGAGCCGGAUUUCACAGCCAUCAAAACGAACAUGUCCACCUCGCAGCCUGUGUAUCAGCUGCCGAGAUGGGCAUGAAGUUCCUAAAAGCCGGUGCCACCGCAACAGAAGCAGUCGAGGCUGCUUUACGAGUUCUCGAGGACAAGGAAAUCACCAAUGCAGGAUAUGGUUCCAACUUAUCUAUCGAUGGAACUGUCGAGUGUGAUGCAACCAUUGUCGAUCACCUUGGCCGAAGCGGUGCUUGUGGCGCUGUUCCCAAUAUACGCAAUCCAAUAUCUCUUGCGAAACUCAUUCUAGACACCAGCAGCCUGCCACUGAGUCUUCGACGUGUUCCGCCCAAUGCACUCGUAGGUGAGGGUGCUCGUGCCUUUGCUGAAGAGCACGGCAUGCUUACCUGCGCAAAUGAGUAUCUCGUCUCCAAGAAUUCUCGUGAUCGGUUCUUCCGAUGGCAAGAGGAUCUAUUACGGGCCGAAGAAAAGUUACAUGACGCUCGAGCAGACUCAUCAUCGCAUUCCGCGUCGAUGGGCUGUGUUCCCUGCCAAUAUGACACCGCUUCAAGUCUCGACACUGGUCAAACCUAUCCGCGGGAUCAUACGGCGGCGAUCUUGGCCGGGACGUGGAAUGAAGGCCAGCCUGAUUCGCCGUAUGGCGGAACAUUGAUUCUUGACUCACCUGAUGCACAAGAUAGCUCGGUAUUUUCCUCCCGAAACCUAGUUUCCGCGCCGACCUCGGCACUACAGUCUGCACGGGUACAAGCGAGCCGACCUACCUCGGGCCCAAGAGCUCUUGCAGAGACCAGCUAUGCGGGACAAUUAUUGCCUCAACCACAACAGUAUGACAAUAAGGUCGAUGCCGUUGGAGGCGGCGCCAAGAUUUCCGAGGCGAGACGGAAAAGGGCGCCCGAGGGCCUGCUGUCAGUGAGCAAUCCUUUUCGAGAUGGUUCGUCCUCGCCCAAAAAAUACGCAACAUUGGAUUAUUACGCGCCGACGAUGGUGGGCAACAACUUGCCCAUCCUGGUUAACCUGCACGGUGCCAAACGUCCACUGGGCAUGGAGAAUCAACAAAAUCGCUCCGGCGAGCCUGUAGCCAAGCGCCAAGCACAGUCGAACAGAGGUCAAGACGACAUCAUCACGGACACUAUUGGUGCUAUCGCGAUUGACGACGAAGGGAGGAUUGCCGCUGGAUCCUCAUCCGGAGGUAUUGGCAUGAAGCACCGGGGACGAUUAGGUCCAGCUGCCCUGGUCGGCAUCGGUACUGCUGUUGUGCCUUGUUCAGAGAACGACGAAGAGGGAGUCACCGUAGCUGCUGUGACAAGCGGAACCGGUGAGCACAUGGCAACAACGAUGGCAUCCCAAAGAUGUGCAGAAAGAAUCUAUAACGGAACCCGACGUGAUGCAGGGGGUCAGGAUGUUAAGGAUGACGAUGAAGAUGCCAUCAUGGAGUCAUUCAUAGCGCACGACUUUAUGAACCACCCCGGAGUCAGGGGCUGCAAUUCGCAGGGUGCCAUUGGCAUCAUGGUUGUCAAGAAGUGUCGAACCGGCUACUAUCUAUACUUUGCACACAACACAGACUCGUUUGCUCUCGCAUCCAUGGGCGCACUAGAAAAGGAUCCGCGAUGCACCAUGUCCCGACUUCCGGACGGUGCUAAGAUUGCCAAGGGCGGACGCAAGAUACGGAUAUUUUGA